GAUAUCAGCUCACCGCAACAUCCGCCUGCCGGGUUCAAGCGAUUUUCCUGCCUCAGACUCAUGCCAGGCGCAUGCCUGUAGCUGGGAUUACAGGCAUGCACCACCAGGCCCGGCUAAUUUUGUUUUUUUAGUAGAGACGGGGUUUUCAGGCUGGUCUGAACUUCCGACCUCAGGUGAUCCACCCGCCUCGGCCUCCCAAAGUGCUGGGAUUACAGGCGUGAGCCACCGUGCCCGGGCCAGGCGGGAGCUCUCUAGAUCUUAUCUUAUCUUGGUCGGCCCCGGACAUCGUGGUGGGAGGGGAACCUUCCUCAUAUCCGGGCGCUGGCCUCUUUGGGCUUGGGAGAGAGGAACUCAGUGAUCAUAGAGCUGGCCAAAUGCCGGGGUAGAGGGGACCGGAAGUUGGUUUUUUUUUUUUGCCCCCGCGCAGCGGCUGGAUCGCAUCUCAGCUGGUUCGCUUGGGUUAGAGCUCCUGUCAAACUUUCGUUCGGCCCCUAGCACUUGGUAGCCCCGGAGUGUGGGCUGUCUCCACUACCAGACUCACUUCAGUACCAGCCUUUGGGAAGCUGUGUGAAUACCUCGGUGUCUUAGCCACAGGGACAGAAUGGCGGCCUGACGGAGUCGCGGCGCCGGCCAGGUCGCUCAAGGCGCGAGCCGGAACCCCCAGACCAGCUCAAGCGGGAGCCAAAACUCGGAGCUUGGAAGAAUUAGCAGGAAAUGGCGGAUGAGGCGUUGUUUUUGCUUCUCCAUAACGAGAUGGUGUCUGGAGUGUACAAGUCCGCGGAGCAGGGGGAGGUGGAAAACGGACGAUGUAUUACUAAGCUGGAAAACAUGGGGUUUCGAGUGGGACAAGGAUUGAUAGAAAGGUUUACAAAAGAUACUGCAAGGUUCAAGGAUGAGUUAGAUAUCAUGAAGUUCAUUUGUAAAGAUUUUUGGACUACGGUAUUCAAGAAACAAAUCGACAAUCUAAGGACAAAUCAUCAGGGCAUCUAUGUACUUCAGGACAACAAAUUUCGCCUGCUUACUCAGAUGUCUGCAGGAAAACAGUAUUUAGAACAUGCAUCUAAGUAUUUAGCAUUUACAUGUGGCUUAAUCAGAGGUGGCUUAUCAAACUUGGGAAUAAAAAGUAUUGUAACAGCUGAAGUGUCUUCAAUGCCUGCUUGCAAAUUUCAGGUGAUGAUACAGAAGCUGUAGAACAUACUGAAAUGCAAGGCUUCAACAGUGUAAAGAGAUAAAUUAUUUGUGUAAAAGUAUUUCAAGUAGUGAUGAUUUAAUUACAUUGUUUGAUGUUUGUGCAGGAGUAAGCAUGUAUUUUUAUCAGUUUAACACAGAUCAACUCAAAGGAGAUAAAGGGACAUUCUGCCAUGACAUACACUUAACCAAAAUUAUUCAAAAUGAAAACCUGAUUUCAAAUAACCGGACACCAAGAUGUAGGACCCUUAUUUUAAACCUUUUUAUUUGGUUAGAGUGAUAUGUAUUUAGCCAUAGAUGGAGAAACAAAGCUCAGGGUUUGUUGAAUUAGCAUGAGAGAAAAUUAUGUACCAACAGAAUUAUUUGUGAUAAGAAUGAACAAGUUUUUAUUUUAAAAAGCAAACAUACUAAAUUUUUUUAUUUUAUUGCUUAUAAUUUAUUAAGAAUUUUUCCACCUGUAUAAGGAUUUCAUAUAUACAUUGUAUGUGUGUAUAUAUAAAUACAAAUAUGACUGCCUAAAUUGUUUAUAAAUUUAAUUUUGCUUUAAUAUGUUUCAUUCCUUCAGAGCUCCAUUAAUGUGAUCAAAAUGAAAUAAUAGAUUAGUUUAAAUGUGAAUUCAGUGACUCUAGGGCCAAAGAAUAUUAGGUAUGUUUGGAAAGAAUUUUUGAAUUUAUUCCUGUUACAGUUUUGACUUUCACCUUCUCUCCCCAUGCGUGGAAGUCCUGGUAAAGGGUCUAACAUCUUUAUUCCCUUCUUUACUCUUCCAGCUGAGCAGAGAGGUGGAUAAUUGGAUUAGUCAUUCUGACAUUUUUUGGACCAUAUCAUCUUAGUGGUUUGGGGUCAGUGCUCAUCUGAUAUAUCUUUCUUACCACCUCUUCUACUUACUUUCUCAUACUUAAAUUAUUUGACAUAAGCAGAUAUCUCCAGCUUUUGUUAGAACCUUGCAUGUUUUGAUUACUAAAACUAUACUUUGUUUCCCAUUUAUUUAUUACCCUUUUGCAUGUAUUUGUGUGACAGGGAACUAUGCAGGAGGGGGUGACUGACUCACCAAACAAGAUGUUUCACUGGAUACUCUGCCAUAGAAAUGGCAGAUUAAGAAGAUUGACUAAACCAAACAUUAUAUUAAAAACAUGAAAUAAAAACUAUAAAAAUGUACUUUAGAACAUUAAAGAAAACUCAACUUAGAGGCAUACCAUUUUCCUUUCAUGGAAGGGUACAGUACAAAGUUAUUUGUUUAACUUGAUUUAUUAAAUUCUAGCCAUGUGCCCUAUAAUGAUGUUUCAGUCAAUGACUGACCACAUAUAUGGCGGUGGUUCCAUAAGAUUACAAUACUGUAUUUUUACUGUACCUUCUUUAUGUUUAGAUAUGCAAGUAUUUACCAUUGUGUUACAGUGUCCUACAGUGUUCACUACAAUAAUAUGCUGUACAGGUUUGUAGCCUAGGAGCAAUAGGUCAUAGCCUAGGUGUAUAGUAGAUCAUACCAUCUAAGUUUGUGUAAGUACACUCUGUGAUUGUACAGUUUUAAAAUCUCCUAAUGAUGAUGCAUUUCUCAGAAUGUAUCCCCUUUGCUAAGCAAUGCAUGACUGCAAUCCUAAUUCUCACAUAUUUUGGGGAAAAAAUUUUAAUUUUGAAAAAAUUUAGGAAAGUUCCUACCAAAUAUACAUAUAUAAAGUUUAUUAAGUUAAAAGUCAUAAGGACCCAGGAAUAGCUAAUGACACAGAAGAUCAAAAUAGAACACAGUAGAGAACUUCAAAGUAAAACAGGUGUGGGAAAAAGGUGGGUUCAGAUAAGUUGGUUUGUUAGACAUUCAUAUGCCUACCCAUCAGCCGUUUCGUUCUCCCUUGCUGACAAAGCCCCAUGUUUUUUUCUUUUUUCUUUUUUUUUUUGGUCUAAAACUCUGUAUGGCUGCCUUGUACUGUAGAAUAGGGUGCUUCCCUAGUCCAGAGAGGGUGAGUGUUGAUUAGAUUCUGUGCCAAUCAUGGUAUUGGCUUGCCUGAUCAUUUGAUGGAAUCUCGGCUAAUGAGAUAAAGGAAGUCUGAAGACUUUGAAUAAGAAAUUUUCUGUUGCUCUUAACAACUGAUACAAGAUAGGGAUUUGCCGGCAUCCCUUUUCUGCUUCUCAGUGAAGAUAUGUGAUAUGGAUGUUUGAAGCUAAUCUGCAAUGGCCUUCUGAUGGCCAUGAAAGGACAAGUAUGGAGAUGAAAGCUAUCACACUGAGGAUAGCGGGAUGUAGAUAGAAAGCACCUGAAUUGUGCUUCUGAAUUAACCAAUCUGGGAACUGCUUUACCUGUGGACUUUUUGUUAUGUGAGAUAUUCUUUAUAUUGUUCCAUUCACUUUGGGUAUAUGUAUAUUGUUACUUGUAGCCAAAAAGAAACCUCUCUUAGUAGAAACAAAGGGAGAGUUAGGUUAUUCAAAAAAUAGUAUGGGACAAUUGAAUAUCCCUUCUUCUAUGGGAGUAGGUGGGGAGAAACUUAAAGGUUCACAUGUAAAACAAUAAAGUACUAAAGAAAACAUAA
Chlorocebus sabaeus (green monkey) is the source of this 3704-nucleotide messenger RNA. RefSeq names its product trafficking protein particle complex subunit 6B (gene TRAPPC6B). Gene Ontology annotation, cellular component: trans-Golgi network; TRAPP complex; cis-Golgi network. The record is from RefSeq and is a predicted model, not a curated record. Gene Ontology annotation, biological process: regulation of GTPase activity; endoplasmic reticulum to Golgi vesicle-mediated transport. NCBI's taxonomy places the organism in Eukaryota, Metazoa, Chordata, Mammalia, Primates, Cercopithecidae.